Melozone crissalis (California towhee) is the source of this 1742-nucleotide messenger RNA. RefSeq names its product eukaryotic translation initiation factor 2 alpha kinase 2 (gene EIF2AK2). The coding region runs from base 75 to 1724 and encodes 549 amino acids. NCBI's taxonomy places the organism in Eukaryota, Metazoa, Chordata, Aves, Passeriformes, Passerellidae. Gene Ontology annotation, molecular function: ATP binding; protein kinase activity. The transcript is spliced from 16 exons. The record is from RefSeq and is a predicted model, not a curated record. Gene Ontology annotation, biological process: protein phosphorylation.
GUCGGCUGCGGGAGCGUCCGCGGGUCCCGGAGCGUCGGCAGCGGCUCGGAGCAUCUAUUGAAGAUUGUGUCAAAAUGGAUCGUGAGUAUAUGGGGAAGGUCAACUCUUACGGUCAAAAAAAGAAAUAUACAGUGGUUUAUGACACCGUCGCUAAAACGGGCCCACCUCAUGAUCCUGAGUUCACAGUUGUUGUCAUAGUAAAAGGUGAGGAAUAUGGUAGUGGCACUGGUAAAAGUAUAAAAGCAGCAAAAGAAGUAGCAGCAAAAAAAGCAUGGGAAAGGAUUGAGGAAGAGGAGAAGAGUUCAUCAAACAUGGCAGCUGCAGAUUUAACAACAGCUCAAACAACCUCAACAACCUCAUCACCUGCGCCAGACAAGAAUUAUGUCUGCCUGUUAAAUAGUAUUUCACAAAGGACGGGUUACACAGUUGGUUAUACUACCGAAAAUCGUACUGGAGAUCCCCAUACUCCCACGUUUUCUGUUAGCUGUACAAUUAGAGGUCAAUUGUAUGGAAAGGGCACUGGACCUUCCCUAGCUGCUGCAAAAAAAGCUGCUGCAAAGGAAGCAUAUGAGAAGUGGGAACUUGAAAGAGCUAAUAACAGCAAUUCCUCUCAAGUGUCAGCUGAGUCUGACUCAGAUAAAAACACCAUUUGCUUUGCUGACUCAUCUGCAAAGUUGGAAGAAGAAAUGAAGGACAUGGCAAUAUGUGAAAAGCCUUCACCUUCUCAGAGAAAUGCACAAAGGUCUGUCUUGGAGACCAAAAGAAAAUUGGCAGCUAAUUUUGCUAAUGUAAGAAACAAGGAAGAGGAAAAAAAUAUGUCAGAUUCCAGUGAAGGUUUGCCGGAUGUGGACACAAAUACUGGAAAAGAGAAUGGGAGUCCACACACUGUCAAUAAAACAUUUCUUGAACUUUUUGAAAAAAUACAGCAUAUUGGUGCAGGUGGUUUUGGGAAUGUUUUCAAGGCAACAUCGAAGUGUGAUAAGACAACCUAUGCAAUCAAACGAGUUGAAUUCACAGAGAAAGUGGAGCGUGAAGCACGAGGGCUGGCAAGACUUUCACAUGAGAACAUAGUGCGCUAUCAUUGCAGCUGGAGAGGGUACGACCGUAUCAAGGGCUCAGGCUCAAGAUGGAAUUCAGACCCAGAAAUUCUCUGUCUUUUCAUCCAAAUGGAAUUCUGUGAACAAGGGACAUUGGAAGACUGGAUUAUAAAAAAUAGCAAAGACCAAAAGUAUCAUGAAAUGGCACAAAAAAAUUUUUUACAAAUAGUGAAAGGAGUGCAAUGUAUUCAUUCUGAAAAGUUAAUUCAUCGAGACCUCAAGCCUCAGAAUAUAUUCAUAUCACAUGAUAAUAAAAUAAAAAUAGGCGACUUUGGUCUUGUGACUUCUGUGGCAUUUGAGACUCUGACUGAGAACAGAGGAACAAGAUCGUAUAUGGCACCAGAACAGAUUGGGACCAAAUAUGGAAAGGAAGUAGAUAUUUAUGCUUUGGGAUUAAUUUGGUUUGAAAUUCUUUCGGCAAUCACUGCUCAUGAAAAAAGUAAGGUAUGGUCUUCUGCUAGAGCAGGUGAACUUCCAGAGUACUUCAAAAAUCAAUUUCCAGCAGAGGCAUCCAUAAUCAAAAAGAUGCUUUCAGCAGACCCUUCUGGAAGAAUCACUAUAUCUCAUCUACUUGACCUUCUUAAUUCUGUUGAUAAAGAGAAGGCACUUAGAAAUUAUUCUUAUUGAAUGUCCCUUCACACUGUG